CUUGAUCCUCUCCCUGAAAAGGUGUUACAGGAAAGGGCAAAUACCAAUGCGUUGCGUUCCAUUGAAAAAGUCAUUGAAAUACACAGUAAGUACUGGCAUUCACUCCAGCGUUAUUCCUCGACAGUCGGCUACUCUUUGAUAGAGGCGCAAAAGUGUGAGAAUGAAGAAGCAGAAACCGUAACAGCUAUGGCAUCGUUGUCAGUGGGAGUCAAUCCACCCCUUGACAAAAAGCCAGAUGAGGAACCCAUGGAGCAGGAUCCUCCCCUGUAG
Gekko japonicus is the source of this 270-nucleotide messenger RNA. RefSeq names its product histone deacetylase 4 (gene HDAC4). Gene Ontology annotation, cellular component: histone deacetylase complex. The annotation marks the transcript as partial. Gene Ontology annotation, molecular function: histone deacetylase activity. Lineage: Eukaryota; Metazoa; Chordata; Lepidosauria; Squamata; Gekkonidae. The transcript is spliced from 3 exons. The record is from RefSeq and is a predicted model, not a curated record. Gene Ontology annotation, biological process: chromatin organization.